This is a messenger RNA of Mesorhabditis belari, 390 nucleotides long. The record is from the annotation of a GenBank genome assembly. NCBI's taxonomy places the organism in Eukaryota, Metazoa, Nematoda, Chromadorea, Rhabditida, Rhabditidae.
AUGAUGAUCUCAUCAACAGUGGGGACAUUGGAUGAUCCUUGUCAUUUUUGUCACGAUUGGAUUCUUUACGCUAGUGGCCUUUCGACAAAUUACAAUGAAACCGACUUCUGCAAUUUGAUCUUCGACUAUUGUGAGCAACAUUUGGACGACCUGCCUAGCAAUGACACUUUGAUAUGUGAUGAAUUGAGACCGAAGUGCCAUGAGAUUUACGAAGAGUUGAAUGAAUCAGUGACCGAAGUGGAGAUUUGUGAGAAACUUGGGCUAUGUAAGGAGAAAAAUAUCCCGACGCCCGAACCCUCUGAAAAUCUCCGUCAGUCCCACAUUUAUGGUGACUCUGGAAAUCAAGUUGCUCAAUGGUUAUCCCGUCAUAAACUGUCGUCAAAAAUCACA